AGUGCUAUAACUGUAUGUUUUUAUUUAGUCUGUAGCUUUUAUUACUAUAGUUGUAUGUUUUUUUCUAUAAAACUACAAUUUUAAAGCAUUUUAAUAAUUGCUUUAAAAUAGAGUAAAACAUAAACAAACAAAAAGAAUAAAGCUGUAGAAGUUGUAGUUUUUAUGUGAGAGAAAUUGAUUUAAAAAUAUUAAGUUGACUACCAUUUUUGAAAAAUACAUUCAAUAAAUAAUAUUCUAACAUUUAUAUUUAGAGUUAAGUGAUUAUUGUUUAGGGUUUAGUAUUGAGAAAUUGCAGUUUUCACAUAAUUUUUUUGGUUUUUGAGUUCUCAAAAACUAUUUUCUAUCCAUUCAUAACUUUAUCAAAGUAGAUUUUUUAAUGUUUAGAGAAACGAAUUUUGUUUUGUUUUUUUUGACAAAGAAACUAAUUUUGUUUACAGUUUUAUCAUGUUAUACUUAAAAGUCAAAAUCCAUAUUUUAUUAGUUUUUAUCUACCACAACAGAUUUUUUUCAAGGGAAAUAUCUUAUAACAUUCUAAAUUGGUUUCUAUUUUUUUUUUGAAAUACAUUUAAUCAGAGAUAAUAUAGUAUUAGAUUUAGUGUUUAAUGAUUAUUGUUUAGGGUUUAAUAUUUAUUGGUCCGAGAUAUUUGAAAAGUUAUCAUGGACACGAAAUUGCCUUAGCUCUUGAUUGUUUGGGUUUUGUUUCUUGUUUUGAAUGGUUGUUGGCUCUAUUUAUAUCGUUCUUUGUAUGACAAUCGGUUUAGUUUGGUCUUGUACAUAAAUACUAUUAUAUAUGUUUUUCAAUAUUAAUUUCUCUGGGCACCAAAAAGAACACUCCGUCCAAUUUGAUUUGAUUUGAUUACACAAAGAAAUGCCUUUGAAUAUUGGGAUUCUAAGACCAUGAAACCGGACGGUUUAUGUUUCGGUUCUCCGAACGGUUAUAAUAAAUUCCGGUUUACUUUGAUUAAACUUUGUUCGGUCCGAAUGCUUUACCUACCGCUACUUAACACCGUACCAUCGUUUAUAAAAGACACAACCCAUAUGACUUCUGAUUUUCUCAUGUAACACUGUUUCUAAUACUUACUUUGUUCAAACAUCAAACACCAUUUAUCUUACCGGCAACAAUGAAUCUCCUGAACUCCGAUGAUGCGUUAUUAAUGAUUAACACUUUAUUGAACUCCUCCGAUUUGUGGCCAUUAGCUCCGGCGAAUCUCAGCCAGCUGCCACUAGCUACGACGGCGAUUAACUCCUCCUCUGAUUUGUGGCCAUAUGUUCCGGCGAAUUUCGGCCAGAUCCAGUACGAGGAAAGCAACAUUUCAGCCAGCGCCGUAAAACUCGAGGACUCGGCUCACUUUGCCAAAACGAGGCCGGAAAAGAAACGUGGGAGAAGACCGACGCACGGCAGAGAAGAGCCGAUGAACCACGUGGAAGCCGAGCGGUUGAGACGCGAGAAGCUAAACCAGCGGUUCUACGCGUUACGAGCGCUUCUGCCAAACGUAACGAAAAAAGAAAAGGCGUCGAUACUUGAAGACACGGUUACGUACAUUAACGAACUGAAACUAAACGCGGAAAACGCUGAAACGGAGAAAAACGCGAUUGAGAACCAGCUCAACGAACUCAAGGAAAAGAUAGCAGGAAGGAGAAACGGGAGUUCUAGCGUUUGUAGCGGCGGGGAAAAGACGCCGGAGAUUGAGGUGAAGAUCGACGUGAAGGUUAUGGAUCGUGAUGCGCUGAUUAGACUGGAGUCGAGCAAGAACAACCAUCCUGGAGCGAGACUGAUGAAUGCGUUUAUGGAUUUGGAGGUAGAAGUGAACCACGCGAGCAUCUCGGUGAUGAACGAUCUCAUGAUUCAACAAGUGACGGUGAAGAUGGGGUCGAGGGUUUACAAGCAAGAGCAGCUUCGGGACUUGUUGUUGUCAAAGAUUAAUUAGCGAUUGAUUUUUGGGACUUGUUGAGGGUUAUGAGGUUCAAAUUGUAAUUAAGCAAUUGUACUUUGUUUGUCUCAUGACUUCCCAGCCGUUUGAUUAGAUUUUGUGUACGUCCCCUUGGUAUUUGGUAAUGAUAUGGAUAUGUAUACGUGGCACUCA
Molecule: messenger RNA, 2084 nt
Organism: Brassica napus (rape)
Lineage: Eukaryota; Viridiplantae; Streptophyta; Magnoliopsida; Brassicales; Brassicaceae
Product: transcription factor bHLH28-like
Exons: 1
Coding region: 1122-1928 (268 amino acids)
Biological process (GO): regulation of DNA-templated transcription
Cellular component (GO): nucleus
Molecular function (GO): transcription cis-regulatory region binding; protein dimerization activity; DNA-binding transcription factor activity
Source: RefSeq, a predicted model, not a curated record